Messenger RNA from Momordica charantia (bitter melon), 1873 nucleotides. The record is from RefSeq and is a predicted model, not a curated record. NCBI's taxonomy places the organism in Eukaryota, Viridiplantae, Streptophyta, Magnoliopsida, Cucurbitales, Cucurbitaceae.
UAUUUGAAAUUUUGAAAUACAUACAAUAUUUUUCUAACAAUAAACUGUGAUCAAGAACAUAUAAAUGAGUAUUUUCUCCUGUGAUUUUGACUCUUAAGGCACAUGGAUAGGCAAUAAAAAUAGAUAACCCUUGAUUGGACAAUAACAUGAAGUUGUUGAGACAAAUUGGCUGCAAUGGGUUUGUUGGCUUCAUCACUUUUGCUGUCCACAUGCUCUGUUUUCACUUUCAGGCAACUCACUACUCCCAGUUCAUUUAGUGGAUUCAAUUUCUGUAGGAAUCUGCGAUGGCCGCCGACGGUCCUGAUUACACCGCUAAGGUCCUGAACCACUGCCGGAUUUCUCCACCCGCAGGUUCAGUUCCGACCACACAUCUCCCCCUGAGUUUCCUCGACAUGCUGUGGAUUGUCUGCCGCCCCAUGAGACGCCUCUUCUUCUACCACUUCCCCCAUUCCACGCACCACUUCAUCCACGCCAUCUUUCCCACUCUCAAACGCUCUCUCUCUCUCGCUCUCCAACACUUUUUCCCUCUCGCCGGAAAUUUCAUCCUCCCUCCUCCGCCCCACCGCCCCCACAUCCUCUGCACACCCCAUGACUCUGUUCCUCUCACUGUAGCAGAGUCGAGUGGGUGCGAUUUCGACCGCCUCAUCGCCGAUCACCCUCGCCCCGCCAAACACUUUUACCCCUUAGUUCCCGACUUGCCCAACUCACGUGCCUCACCGGACGGGGCGCGUGUGGUUCCAGUUUUCGCACUCCAAAUCACCGUUUUCCCAAACCAGGGUCUGUGUAUUUCUAUAGCGUUUCAUCACGUGGUUGCCGACGGGAUGGCCGCUCACGAUUUCCUCAAAUCAUGAGCUUCCAUACAUAGAAACGGAGGCGGCUCGGGUUCGCUUGACGGACCUUUGCCGUACCACGACAGGGCUGCGGUCAAGGACCCAAAUGGAUUGGAGUCCAUCUUUUUACAGGAAUUGUCCUAUUGGGAUUCGUUAUGGAACCCAGUCCCUGAUAAACCCAUAAUUGAUCUUGCGCCUGCCGACAAGGUCAGGGCAACGUUUGUCAUUAACAAAACCCAAAUCGAGAGAUUGAAAACUUGGAUUUCAAAUCAAGCAGCCCAUGACGACAAUGAAGAAUUAAAGCCUUUACGAUUGUCUGCGCUCAUCGUUACAUGCUCUCUAAUCUGGGGGUGUCUGAUUAAAUCAACAGAAGGCGAGUUUGCGCAGAAUGAUCUUCCAGAUGAAUUAGAUGAACUGUGCUUCUUUGUGUUAUUGGCAGAUUGCAGGAAUCGCCUCAAGGAUCCGUUGCCUCCGACUUAUUUUGGGAACUGCCUUGACAUGGGUGCUGUAGUGUUGAAGAAGAGUGAGCUUUUGAAGAGUAAUAGCAGUGUUGUUGCGGCGAAAGCUAUUGGGAAGCGAGUGGAGGAAUUUGAGAGUGAACCAUUGAAAACGGCGGACAAGUGGUUUUCAGAGUGGAGAUGUUUGGAAUCGAAACACCUAUUAACCAUUGCAGGGUCGCCUAAGCUAAGGGUUUAUGAUACGGAUUUCGGGUGGGGGAAGCCCAAAAAAAGUGAAGUGCUUCACGUAGACAGCUCCUUGGCUAUUUCUUUGCAGGAAUGUAGAGAUGAGAAAGGCGGGAUUGAAGUUGGUUUGGGACUUACUAAGACUCAUAUGGAUCGCUUUAUCGCCAUAUGGGAAGAGAAUUUGAAUGUGUUGUGUACUUAAAUUUGGUGGGUUUGGUUUUCUCAAAAUCUGGUCUUUGGAAUUAAUAGUGCUUGUCGGCUGCAAUUUAUUCAGUGUGAAACCUUCGAUCUCUGUUUGAUGGCCCAUAACAUCAACAGAUAUUUCCUAAUUUUUUUUUGUUUUUUAUCAAUAGAAUCCAA